Struthio camelus australis is the source of this 1068-nucleotide messenger RNA. RefSeq names its product ribosomal oxygenase 1 (gene RIOX1). Lineage: Eukaryota; Metazoa; Chordata; Aves; Struthioniformes; Struthionidae. The record is from RefSeq and is a predicted model, not a curated record.
CUCUGCCCCCAGGCCUUCUCCACCACCGUCUGGCAGUUCCUCUCCAUCCUGCAGGAGCACUUCGGGAGCAUGGCGGGCGCCAACACCUACCUCACGCCGCCGGGCACGCAGGGCUUUGCCCCCCACUACGACGACAUCGAGGCCUUCGUGCUGCAGCUGGAGGGGAAGAAGCACUGGCGCGUUUACGGCCCCCGGACGGGAGCCGAGGUGCUGCCCCAGUUCUCCAGCGCAAACCUCACACAGGCUGAACUCGGCGAGCCCGUUCUGGAGGCGGUGCUGGAGGCCGGGGACCUGCUGUACUUCCCCCGGGGGUUUAUCCACCAGGGUGACUGUCUUCCUGAUGCGCACUCGCUCCACAUCACGGUGUCGUCCUACCAGAGGAACUCCUGGGGCGACCUCCUGGAGAAGCUCCUCCCGGCUGCUCUGCAGAUGGCCCUGGAGGAGGACGUGGAGUACCGGCAAGGGCUUCCCAUGGACUACCUGGGAUACAUGGGGGUCGCCAACUCGGACGUAGUCGAUGCUCGCCGAACAGCUUUUGUGGAGAAGGUGCAGAGUCUGAUAAAGAAACUUAUCGACUAUGCGCCUAUUGAUGCUGCCGUGGAUCAGAGAGCCAAGUCAUUUCUUCACGACUGUCUCCCCCCGGUGCUAACACAAAAUGAAAAGGCGCUGAGCGUGUAUGGAUUUCCAGCCCGGUGGCAAGAUGGAGGCACCCGCGACGUCGAUAUACUAAUAACGAAAGACACAGAAGUACGCCUCCUCCGGCAUGGCAUCAUUAGACUGUGCAAUGAGGAAGCUGGUGUGAUGCUGUAUUACACGACAGAAAACUCACGAGUGUAUCAUAAAGAAGAGUGCAAGUCCCUUGAGAUAGAUCCCGAGUAUACAGACAGUAUUGAAUUUCUCCUGUCUUCUUAUCCAAACCAUGUCAGUGUGGAUACCCUUCCAUGUGAAACCUUGGAGGACAAGAUUUCUGUAGCCACACUCCUGUUUGAGAAGGGCAUUCUGACUACUAAGAAGCCUCUGGUGCAAGUGUAGCUCUAUUCUUGAACAAAAUAAACAUAGAGUUGUUUA